UUCGUUAAUAAAAUAUUCUUUUUCUUUUCGUUUCGUUUCCAUUUUCCAUUUUUCCAUUUUUCCAUUUUCAUUCUUUACUUUUUUUCAUUCAUUCGAGUUUCUAAUGUCGGAUGCAGGAUACAACGACGACGACCUUUUGGAUAAGGAGCUGUUUGGCGGUGACAGUGAUGACCCCGAUAGCAUGGGCAUGGAUGUAGACGGGAUGCUUGGGAUGGGCGGCGAGCCCAGCGGCGACCUAGACAAAGCUGUAGUGGCGGCGGCGGCGGUCGCGGCCCAAGCAGCCAAAGAACAAAACAAAUCCAACUCCUCCUCAGCAGCAGCAGCAUUCGCGGUGUCCAAAGAAACCGACACCGAUGAUGUGCCAUUAAAAGAAGAACUCAAGCCCAAAAAGGAGCUGAUCCCGACCAAACCCGAUAUUCAGCCGGACGAACCCCCUGGUGCUUUCACAAUGAACCACUAUCCGGCACGAGCGCCCACCGAGAUAGCUUCAGAUUACCAGCACUGUGCCAUGUACGAUGUGGUUCCAACCAUAGCCUUUAUUAACGCGUACCAGAUACACGCGGUGGCGGCAACAGCGGACAUGCGGUGGAUGUUUACGGGUGGAGAGGACGGGUAUGUGAAGAAAUGGGACUUUAACGCGUCGGUUAACGGCAAACAAUUACUAACACAAGGGCAGCGACACUCAUUGGUCGAUGGUGUGACGAAGGCGGGGAUUAUGGCGUCGUACUGGGACCAUGCCGAUUCGGCACACCCCUCGAGCGUGGCUUCGGGCCCAGAGACUUUGUCGCCGGUGUAUAGCAUGGCUGUGCACUCACAGGGGAUGUGGAUGGUGUCGGGGAUGAAGAGUGGAAAUAUCGGAUUGUGGACCAUUAGGCAUGACGAAGGCAGAAGGGUGGCAGUGCUGGGGAAGCAUACAAAGCCCGUGUCGGUACUGCGCACGACGCCUGAUGAGUAUGGGCUGGUCAGUGGCGCGUGGGACCGGGCAUGUCUCUACUGGGACCUGAAUACCGGGAGGGUAGCGAGAGUGUUCAACGAGCACUCGUCGCAGAUCAGCUCGAUUGAGUUCCAGCCACAGGCGGUUGGCGCAGACACAGGGGCGUUGAUGAUGACCACAGGGAUUGACGGCCAGUGCUUGCUGUGGGAUAUGCGUGUGGCGAAGCCGGUUACUUCUUCAUUGAAGCAAUUCGAGCCUGCGCUGAAAACACCGCCGUGGGCAUCGUCUGCGUGUUGGAGCCGAGACGGGCGCAGGAUCUACGUAGGCAGGCGCAACAAUACAGUAGACGAGUAUGAUAUUGCGGCAGGUAUUGGUGGUUCAAAUGGGCCUGUGAGAACGUUGCGGUUGCCGAUGAAUUCGGGGCCAGUUACAGCGGUGGCGAUGAUGGCUAAUGGGAGGAAUUUGGUCUGCGCGUCGACGGAUAAUGUGAGGAUUUGGGAUUUGGAUCUGCCGCCGGUGGUGGCUGGGAGGAGCACAGUGCCGUUUCAGAUUAUUCCCGGACAUCAUGGCGGGUGUGUGUCGAGUAUUUUGGUCGAUGAGGCGUCGAGGUAUUUGGUGACGACGUCAGGGAAUCGCGGGUGGGACGGCGUGAGUAACAAUGUGUGUCUGGGGUACGAGGUUGCGCCUGUACUCAAAGUAUGAGUUUUUUUGAAUUUUUUUCACGUGUCAGUUCGGAGAUGAAGAAUUGUAUGAUUUUGUCUUUAAAAAAACUCCCCAAGGUUGUUAUUUUUCUUCUUAUUUUUCCUUCUUAUUUUUUCAAUACAAAAACCA
Molecule: messenger RNA, 1765 nt
Organism: Kickxella alabastrina
Lineage: Eukaryota; Fungi; Kickxellomycota; Kickxellomycetes; Kickxellales; Kickxellaceae
Product: WD40-repeat-containing domain protein
Exons: 1
Coding region: 104-1636 (510 amino acids)
Molecular function (GO): protein binding
Source: RefSeq, a predicted model, not a curated record